AUGACAAUUGUGACUCAUUACGACGUCAAAUCCCAAACAAGUGUGGUUAUUCUUAAGCAUCGAUCGUUCAACGAUCUCCCCAAGCACCUAAAGACAGAGCUUAAGCAUAAAUUGCUGGAUUUCAUUGUUAAUCCAAGUACGGCGACCUUAGCUGCUAACCCAUUUUCACUUCACCUCCUACAUUUCAAUAGUACCAUCCAAUACUACCGACGAGCGGCUCGAGAUCCUCGUGAUUCAGUUAGGAAAGAGGAGAUCAAAGCACAUGGUGGAAAAGCUGGCGUGGGCGAAAUUGAUUUGAGACGACUACAUCUGACAUUGACCAGCCUUGAUCAAGAUAAAGUCCAGCUGAACUUCAUCCUCGGAGUUAUCUCUAGUUUGCGUGUGCAGCAUGAUCGAUUUUACAGACUCGUCAAAGGCAUAGUUGACCCGGACCAACGGGACUGGCUGUACCUUCGAGUGGAGGAGGAAUAUGCGCGCUUCGAAAACCAGAUCACUUAUUUUAAAACCUCGAUCGAAGAUGUAGCGACAAGGGCACAGCGACUGUAA
Coccidioides immitis RS is the source of this 546-nucleotide messenger RNA. RefSeq lists its product as uncharacterized. Bases 1 to 546 code for a protein of 181 amino acids. The record is from RefSeq and is a predicted model, not a curated record. Lineage: Eukaryota; Fungi; Ascomycota; Eurotiomycetes; Onygenales; Onygenaceae. The transcript has a single exon.